UCCCUUGCAAGAGACAUGAAUAUUUGUUACGACCGGACCGUGGCUGCGAAUUCGAGUAACAAGGAGGAAGAGUUCCCGAAGGGCAACGACUCCAUUUUGCCAGAAGAAUCGGUCUCAGCCGAAUAUCUGGAACCGAGAGCACGUGGUGCGCCGAUGCGUCCCUGUUUCGAUAACGUCUCGGGGCUCUGCAACAGACGCAUCCUGUCUGCUGGUCAAAUCUGCGGAGCCGUAGACGUGGAAGACCUGGGUCGGGUCUUCGACGGAGACCGCGACUCUAGGGUCAAGCCGAAAAUGAUAUUCAGAGAGCGCAAGAAAAAAGAUGAAAAUCAUGAUAAAACCAUUCUGGAGAAUCAGCGCUUUACCAUGGAUGUGGAAAUCGAUCGAUCGCCUAAUCAAAAUCCCGAUGCCCCCUCUUUCGAGGGAGUAUAUUAUCGGUCGGAAAUUGAACCAAUACUACGGAACGUCAUGCUUCCGGAUACAGAAAUGUGUUGUCAGGAGAAUUUUCAAGAAAAUUGGCACGUGCGUCAGGAUUUCUAUCCGGUUCAGGACGUCCCUGAAAGUUUUAGCUAUCCGGAUACGGGACAAGGAUAUUUUGCGCAAGAACAGGCUGCAAUCGAUACGCCAGAUUUCCAGUUCGUCGAACCCAACCAGCGCUACACCAGGGCCGCCGUGGACCACUCGACAUACGAACAGAUUCAUCGCGAGAGUCCUGUGUACCCAGGAUUCUGCCACACCGACCAGUGGCUCCGAUGCCCGGCGUCCAGCUGUCCCCUCUACACGACGCCUGCCGACCUCUUCGCUCCACUUCCUUGCACCGCCGAAAGUUCCGACAUGCUUUUUUACUACGGCGAAGAACUCGGCCACCUCACCCCAGCAGAGCACCGGCAGCAUCUCGAAGAAUACCUGAGUAACGAGAAGAGGAAGGAAAAGUCCCGUGACGCUGCACGAUGUCGACGCAGCCGGGAAACCGAUAUAUUUACAGAACUGGCCGCUGAGCUUCCGGUCUCGCCGGAUCAGGCCAACCACCUUGAUAAAGCCAGCAUCAUGCGUUUGGCCAUUGCUUAUUUGAAGGUCCGAGCCGUUGUCAAUGCCAUUCCAGAACCUUUGGCUAAGUCAGAGCCCACUGCGGAGAUGGAUGAAUUCUUUCUCAAGGCUCUAGACGGAUUCAUGCUGGUCCUCUCCAGCAACGGGGACAUGGUCUAUCUGUCGGAGAACGUCAGCGACUACCUCGGAGUGUCUCAGAUGGACAUGAUGGGUCAGAGCGUUUACGAAUACAGCCACCCUUGUGACCAUGAGGAACUGCGCGAAUGUCUCUCGGUGAAGCCUCUUGAGAACAAUGAAAAACAUCCAUGCAAUUUCUUUCUGCGAUUAAAAUGCACCCUCACCAACAAAGGCAGGAAGGUCAAUCUGAAGAGCGCCUCCUACAAGGUCAUUCACUGCACUGGUCAUCUCAUGAUGACUCGUGAUUCGAAUUCAAACAAGGUGCCAAGUGAUGAUGAAGAGAACGAAGAUGACGUUGAAAGAGAAUCAGGCGCUUGUCUUGUUGUUGUUGGCUGUCCAAUACCACAUCCUAGUAACAUCGAGGUUCCUCUGGGCCGUCAUACUUUCUUAUCAAAACACAGUCUCAAUAUGAAAUUUACAUACGCUGAUGAUAAAUUAGCUGAAUACUUGGGUUGGGACAGUAGCGAACUCGUCGGCCAAUCGAUCUUUGAUUUCCAUCACGCUCUUGACAAUCCGGCACUCGACAAGUCCUUCAAAUCUUUGUUCAGCAAGGGCCAAUGCGAGACGGUAGCGUAUCGCUUCUUGGGUAAAAAGGGUGGCUUCGCCUGGGUCGUUACGCAGGCAACCCUCAUCCAUUGCUCGAAACAACAAAAGCCUCUCUCCAUCGUCUGCGUCAACUACAUCCUAAGCGGAGUCGAGUGUGAGGAUGAAGUCUAUAGUGCACGUCAGUUGGAGGCUCGCGGCUCCGUAAAUCUGGAGCAGCCAUCCGGUCUUCAGCAGCUUCCGGGGCUGGUGAACGCAGCGCCUGCGCAACUGCUGCCAGUGCAAAAUCCUCUGGCUUCGGUUCCACUUCCGGAACGUCCCAGACCUCAGGCCGUGACAGCUUCCCUCUUCCAUCCUCAGAAGAAAUCCUCAGAGGAGGAAGAAAGCUCCAAGAAGAAGAUCCCUGCGCCAAGACCUGUGGUUACUACUAAGAAGAUAUUUGCUCCGAAGCCCGAACUUCGCAAGGACUUUGAAGUCCAGCCGCAGAAGAAUCCUGCUCCUCCAAAACCGACGACGCACUUAUUCCAGGGAAAACCGAUACUGGACUACAGUCCAGAGCUGCAACAGCGGAAUCGUCCUCAAGCAGUUACGAGAAGCCUCUUUGCCCCGGCUCCUCCUCUGGAACAGCCAAGUCGUCCACCACCUCAGACUGCCACAGCGAGCAUCUUCGCGCCUCGCACCGAGGACAUGAACAAAGGCUUUCUCACUUUCAGCGAGGAUCACCCUGGCCUUACCAUGUUGAAGGACGAACCGGAAGAUCUUACUCACUUGGCGCCAACACCUGGAGACGUCUGCGUACCGCUCGAAGACACUCCAUUCCUCUCCGACAUGCUCGACGAAUUCAUUUUGAGCAACGAGAAUUAUUGUCCUCUUUUGAGUCCUGAUUUGCCCUCCGAACUUCGUGGCUCGGAACUUGGAGAUUCGGCUUUAAAGGAAACUGACUUGGGUGACUCCCUUGGAAACAGAGAACUCGGAGAGAGUCUAGCUGACAGCGAUCCCUUUAUGUACAGAGAUUCUCCAAGUCCCUGUAGUACUACUCCGAAUUUACUCUCACCAGCUCUUAGCAAGAGUCCGGAGCGGAGUGUUGACUCGCUCUGCAGCCCUAGUGGAAGCGGAAGCGGCGGUGGCCUCUCUGAAGAUGAGAUGUUGAUGCUGAGUAUCAGUGACGUUCUUGCGGACGAUGAACUGGCCUUAAGAGCGCCUUAUAUCCCUAUGUCUGAUCAGGACGAGGCUCUGCAGCUUCUCAUCAGUGACGAUAUGGUCAUGUGGGGCCCAGCACAGCCGCCCGACAAAAAGUCCAAAUGGAUAAACAAGGAGCAAGAACCUAAUAUGAGUUCCAGCCUCGCACAACUACUUAAAACGGAUGCUAAAUCAACGAAAAAAUGUAAUGAUCAUGGCGGAGGUCUGGUAGAUCCAACCGAUGUCCUUGGGCAGGCCUAUAAAAAGAGCACAAAUGAGGAUAGUCGGCAGAUUAAGGUAAAACACGCCCAAAAGCGAAUUCAUACGCCGAGCGCAUCAUUCGAGAACGAGAAUAAACGAAUCAAAUGCGAAGAGACAAAUUCAUCUAGCCUUCAGGAUCGAAUAAGCAUUGCUAAUGAACAAACUGCCUUGUCAGCCCGCGCGGGAAGUCAGCUGCUCCAGCAGUUGAUGUCCCAGCAAAUACCAAAGUCUAGGAUACUUCUAGGACACAGGGACGAGGGCAGUGGCAGUGGGGGUGGUGGUGGUGGUGGUGGUGGGACUGAUCGCACCAAUGGUACUAACGGUGGAACCGAGAGUCCCAAUCCUCGGCAGCAAUCGAAUAGCGUUCUUAUGAACCUCCUCGUGUCAGGGUGCGAUGACAUCGUUGACCCACGGAACAUACCGCCUCUACUAGAACAGAAACUGUCGCCACUAACGGUUCAUCUUGACAAUCAAAUGGUGCCCCAGUCUCCACGAGUUGUGUGUCUGGAUCAUCUGAGCCCAGACACCAGGAAGCAGCUGAUGAACUCAGUACCGAAUACCAAGAGAAUAGAGUCACCGAUACCAACGUCAAUGAUGAGUUUUGAGAAUUACGACUUUGACCCGAGUCUACUGCAGGCGUCGGACCUGCUGCGCACCUUGGACAGCUGCCUCGUGUAGAGACAAUACUGGCCUGCGUCUUCGCCAUAGGACCCACAACCACCAUUUUUUGGGAAUUGAUGCGUGGUGAACAUAAAAUUUUACGAUUAUCGUCAUGGAGCGAUUUUUUUACACGGCGGUGCGGCCGAAUCUUCUCAUUCGACCCUGAGAUGUUUUAUACUUUAGCCUUUAGAAUUUUCUGAUGUAUCAAUGUACGCGCCAUAUGAAAUGUGCAGAUAUACAUAUGUAUAGUGCCUCAAUAGUUUCCAAUCGGUCUGGGAGGGUUGCGACAGAUGUGAGAUCGGUUUUCACUUCAGAGUAAAAACCAAACAGAAGCGCAAGAAAACUGACGUAAUCUUUUGUUGCAAUUUUCCUAGAUACGGGGAUUUUCUAUCGCAGAAAAAAAUUGUAAUGCACGUGAUGCGCUAUGAUCGUCUGCUGCAUUGCAAUUUGUCAUUUAUAUUGUUCCGUGAGUCGUAUAGCCCGACAGCGGUUGGCAGCUCAUCAGCGGUGAUGCCUCCGAAACAUUCUUAUUUUUCAUCACAUGCGUACAGAGUAUGUAAUCUUCAAACGAUGUAGCAUUUAUUCUAAAGAGACAAUUCGUGGCGCUGAAAGAAACGUAUAUUCGUGUAUCGAGGAAGGCGAUUUCAAAGACACAAAAGUUAUACGGCGUCUACUGUAAAACUGCUAACUAACUGCUAUCUAGCAUUUGACAGCCUCUCGUACUAGGUCAAAAUUAUGCAUUGCAUGAAUUGUAACUCCGGUUUCUGGAUUACGAACGAUCUUCCGACCUUAAUGGAAUAAAAUUACACAAACCUGCCAACAUUUUUUCAUCUCGCCGUGCGAAAACCUUAGCAGGAUCGUCACUCGAAUUCAAGAUGUACUAGGUUCUAAAUAAUAAUUAAAGAAAGAUAUUAAAAAAUAAGGCAGAAAAAACAAUGAAAAAGCUGCUACAUGAAAUUAAUUUUCAUGUCGCUAUUUAGAUACGUCAGUCGAUUAUUCAAUCAGGGUUCGAUUGGCCUUCAUGUUCAAUGUCGAAGACGACUUACUGACAACUUGUUUUUAUAAACUGACUUGAUAUUUUUUGAUAAUUUUUAAAAUUAUACAUACAAGGGUUAUUCAAGGCAGACGCACCAUCUGAACUUAACAUGUUCGUUUUAUUUCUAUGUUAAAAUCACUUUUAGAUGGUGGGUUUGCCGUCAAUAAUCUUAAACAUAUAUAUAAAUAUAUAUACACACACAUUUCUAUGUGUAUUUAGAGAGACGAUGGCACAACCAUGCAACACACCUCUUCCAGGACACAAACACAAUACACUCAUUCAUGCACACCUGUACACAUAUCUUAAAACAAAUGUCACACAUAAGACACGUAUGGUUAUAUUUAAGAUUGUAAGUCGAAUAUCGGAUAAUGUGGGAAAACGAGUACUGCCGUGCAAGGCAUAGAAAAGGUGCAGGUGAAUCGCGUGUAGAUGCAGAGCAAAGGAAGAUAAGAGAUAGCUGCAAUCACAAAUGCAAUCAGAGAGACAGACGUAAAAAUUGAUAUAUAAGAAUACCGAGAUGCAGACACGCGGCAAUUGAACUCGUGUUAUGUACAAAGUGUAAGUUUAUAACGAUAGGAUAGUUUAAUGGGAAUUAACAAUUAUAAAUAUGCGAGUAGUAGCUCUUAAGAGAGAUCUUCUGUGUAUCUUCUUAAAGUCAGUGUAUAGAAACAGUGGGAAUUAAUGAGAAUGCUGAAAUGGUAAUGGUUUAGGAAAUGGAUUUGGCCAAAGGAUAAGUGGCCAAUUGGAGCCCAAAGUUCAGCAAACGUGGCAGUUGUCAUUUGAUAAUCUAUUGCGAUAUUUUAGUUCAAUGCGAAAUACGAGAAAGAGAAAUUCUCCAGAAAAAAAAAUGCAUCCGUGCCAUUCAAGAUUCUUUGGGCUCAUAUUUUACAUUUCACAAUUUUCAAUUUCAUAGUCAACAUUUAUUUUUUUUUGUGUUACGUUACGUUACGUUGAUCUAGCCUACCGACAUCAGUGAUCGUACACACGAUAUAGUUGCUCGCUUGAACGCAUCCAUACCAGGCAUGAAAUAAUAUGGGGAUAAACUGAAUAUACUGAUUGUAAAAUGACAACUAGGAAAGAGAACAUUUGAAAAUGCAGAAAUUUAGUGAAUAAUGAUGGAAAGUACAAAAGUUUAAGAACUAAUGGGAAAAAGCAAAAUAGUCUUCAGGCGAAGAGUAGGCGAGAUAAAAUAGAAAUUUUCCUAAUUGCCGAAUCUGGACCCAUUUUAAAAGCUUUGAACAGGAAAUAUAGAUAGAUUUUGUAUGUGUUACCGAUGAAAAGGAUGAUGACGAUUAUAAUUAUUGAUGAGCGAAGGCUGAAGUUUCACAGUGAGCGCAAUCCUCUGCUAGAUUCGAUUGAUUUGACCCGAAGCGAAAAUCCCGAGAUCAGAUGUUCCAACCAGCCUGCCGAAAUUUCGAGUACAAAUUGUAUAAGAAAAGUUGAAAAAGAUUACUGUACUAUUUCGUAAUCAAUGUGAGAUCUGUUGCAGUUACAACUAGUAACAAGUGUUAGUAAUCUUUGUUCUAUGUCUAUGAUAACGGUACACACUCUAGCAUCAUUAGCAACGAUGUCAAUACGAUCAUGUUUAUUAUCUUUAUUAGCAUAGAUUGCUAUUAAUCAUAUUAAUAUUCUGAAUUAUUGAUUACUAUUACCAUCGGUUUUAUAAUAGUGUCGAUACAUAAAUAAAUAUCAGUUUUAACAACAA
Messenger RNA from Cephus cinctus (wheat stem sawfly), 6605 nucleotides. It is a transcript of the gene sima, whose product is annotated as hypoxia-inducible factor 1-alpha. Lineage: Eukaryota; Metazoa; Arthropoda; Insecta; Hymenoptera; Cephidae. The transcript is spliced from 14 exons. Gene Ontology annotation, molecular function: RNA polymerase II transcription regulatory region sequence-specific DNA binding; protein dimerization activity; DNA-binding transcription factor activity, RNA polymerase II-specific. Gene Ontology annotation, cellular component: nucleus; cytoplasm; transcription regulator complex. The record is from RefSeq and is a predicted model, not a curated record. Gene Ontology annotation, biological process: cellular response to hypoxia; regulation of transcription by RNA polymerase II. Bases 16 to 3882 code for a protein of 1288 amino acids.